Molecule: messenger RNA, 3712 nt
Organism: Bufo bufo (common toad)
Lineage: Eukaryota; Metazoa; Chordata; Amphibia; Anura; Bufonidae
Product: adhesive plaque matrix protein-like
Exons: 3
Coding region: 1-3600 (1199 amino acids)
Source: RefSeq, a predicted model, not a curated record
AUGGGUGACAACAUAGGUGACAUAGUGCCUGACCAGUCCCAGCCAGGAGCCACUGAGGGGAACGGGGAGGUCACUGAGCAGGUUGUGGGCACGUCGUCUUCUGCCCCAGCAUCAAUAAAUCCGCAGAAGAAACGGAAGAAGGACAAAACCAGCCUGUCACCCCGGCCUCUCCAUCCAUCCUCCUCCAUCACCCCGGCCUCUCCAUACUCCUCCUUCAUCACCCCGGCCUCUCCAUACUCCUCCUUCAUCACCCCGGCCUCUCCAUACUCCUCCUCCAUCACCCCGGCCUCUCCAUACUCCUCCUCCAUCAACCCGGCCUCUCCAUACUCCUCCUCCAUCAACCCGGCCUCUCCAUACUCCUCCUCCAUCAACCCGGCCUCUCCAUACUACUCCUCCAUCAACCCGGCCUCUCCAUCCUCUUCCAUACUCCUCCUCCAUCAACCCGGCCUCUCCAUCCUCUUCCAAACUCCUCCUCCAUCAACCCGCCCUCUCCAUACUCCUCCUCCAUCAACCCGGCCUCUCCAUACUCCUCCUCCAUCACCCCGGCCUCUCCAUACUCCUCCUCCAUCAACCCGGCCUCUCCAUACUACUCCUCCAUCAACCCGGCCUCUCCAUCCUCUUCCAUACUCCUCCUCCAUCAACCCGGCCUCUCCAUCCUCUUCCAAACUCCUCCUCCAUCAACCCGCCCUCUCCAUACUCCUCCUCCAUCAACCCGGCCUCUCCAUACUACUCCUCCAUCAACCCGGCCUCUCCAUCCUCUUCCAUACUCCUCCUCCAUCAACCCGGCCUCUCCAUACUCCUCCUCCAUCAACCCGGCCUCUCCAUACUCCUCCUCCAUCAACCCGGCCUCUCCAUCCUCUUCCAUACUCCUCCUCCAUCAACCCGGCCUCUCCACACUCCUCCUCCAUCAACCCGGCCUCUCCAUACUCCUCCUCCAUCAACCCGGCCUCUCCAUACUCCUCCUCCAUCAACCCGGCCUCUCCAUACUCCUCCUCCAUCAACCCGGCCUCUCCAUACUCCUCCUCCAUCAACCCGGCCUCUCCAUACUCCUCCAUCAACCCGGCCUCUCCAUACUCCUCCUCCAUCACCCCGGCCUCUCCAUACUCCUCCUCCAUCACCCCGGUCUCUCCAUCCUCUUCCUCCAUCAACCCGGCCUCUCCAUCCUCUUCCUCCAUCAACCCGGCCUCUCCAUCCUCUUCCUCCAUCAACCCGGCCUCUCCAUCCUCUUCCAUACUCCUCCUCCAUCACCACGGCCUCUCCACCCUCUUCCUCCAUCACCACGGCCUCUCCAUCCUCUUCCUCCAUCACCACGGCCUCUCCAUCCUCUUCCUCCAUCACCACGGCCUCUCCAUCCUCUUCCUCCAUCACCACGGCCUCUCCAUCCUCUUCCUCCAUCACCACGGCCUCUCCAUCCUCUUCCUCCAUCACCACGGCCUCUCCAUCCUCUUCCUCCAUCACCCCGGCCUCUCCAUACUCCUCCUUCAUCACCCCGGCCUCUCCAUACUCCUCCUUCAUCACCCCGGCCUCUCCAUACUCCUCCUCCAUCACCCCGGCCUCUCCAUACUCCUCCUCCAUCAACCCGGCCUCUCCAUACUCCUCCUCCAUCAACCCGGCCUCUCCAUACUACUCCUCCAUCAACCCGGCCUCUCCAUCCUCUUCCAUACUCCUCCUCCAUCAACCCGUCCUCUCCAUCCUCUUCCAAACUCCUCCUCCAUCAACCCGCCCUCUCCAUACUCCUCCUCCAUCAACCCGGCCUCUCCAUACUCCUCCUCCAUCACCCCGGCCUCUCCAUACUCCUCCUCCAUCAACCCGGCCUCUCCAUACUACUCCUCCAUCAACCCGGCCUCUCCAUCCUCUUCCAUACUCCUCCUCCAUCAACCCGGCCUCUCCAUCCUCUUCCAAACUCCUCCUCCAUCAACCCGCCCUCUCCAUACUCCUCCUCCAUCAACCCGGCCUCUCCAUACUCCUCCUCCAUCAACCCGGCCUCUCCAUCCUCUUCCAUACUCCUCCUCCAUCAACCCGGCCUCUCCAUACUCCUCCUCCAUCAACCCGGCCUCUCCAUACUCCUCCUCCAUCAACCCGGCCUCUCCAUACUACUCCUCCAUCAACCCGGCCUCUCCAUCCUCUUCCAUACUCCUCCUCCAUCAACCCGUCCUCUCCAUCCUCUUCCAAACUCCUCCUCCAUCAACCCGCCCUCUCCAUACUCCUCCUCCAUCAACCCGGCCUCUCCAUACUCCACCUCCAUCACCCCGGCCUCUCCAUACUCCUCCUCCAUCAACCCGGCCUCUCCAUACUACUCCUCCAUCAACCCGGCCUCUCCAUCCUCUUCCAUACUCCUCCUCCAUCAACCCGGCCUCUCCAUCCUCUUCCAAACUCCUCCUCCAUCAACCCGCCCUCUCCAUACUCCUCCUCCAUCAACCCGGCCUCUCCAUACUACUCCUCCAUCAACCCGGCCUCUCCAUCCUCUUCCAUACUCCUCCUCCAUCAACCCGGCCUCUCCAUACUCCUCCUCCAUCAACCCGGCCUCUCCAUACUACUCCUCCAUCAACCCGGCCUCUCCAUCCUCUUCCAUACUCCUCCUCCAUCAACCCGGCCUCUCCAUCCUCUUCCAAACUCCUCCUCCAUCAACCCGCCCUCUCCAUACUCCUCCUCCAUCAACCCGGCCUCUCCAUACUACUCCUCCAUCAACCCGGCCUCUCCAUCCUCUUCCAUACUCCUCCUCCAUCAACCCGGCCUCUCCAUACUCCUCCUCCAUCAACCCGGCCUCUCCAUACUCCUCCUCCAUCAACCCGGCCUCUCCAUCCUCUUCCAUACUCCUCCUCCAUCAACCCGGCCUCUCCACACUCCUCCUCCAUCAACCCGGCCUCUCCAUACUCCUCCUCCAUCAACCCGGCCUCUCCAUACUCCUCCUCCAUCAACCCGGCCUCUCCAUACUCCUCCUCCAUCAACCCGGCCUCUCCAUACUCCUCCUCCAUCAACCCGGCCUCUCCAUACUCCUCCAUCAACCCGGCCUCUCCAUACUCCUCCUCCAUCACCCCGGCCUCUCCAUACUCCUCCUCCAUCAACCCGGCCUCUCCAUACUACUCCUCCAUCAACCCGGCCUCUCCAUCCUCUUCCAUACUCCUCCUCCAUCAACCCGGCCUCUCCAUCCUCUUCCAAACUCCUCCUCCAUCAACCCGCCCUCUCCAUACUCCUCCUCCAUCAACCCGGCCUCUCCAUACUACUCCUCCAUCAACCCGGCCUCUCCAUCCUCUUCCAUACUCCUCCUCCAUCAACCCGGCCUCUCCAUACUCCUCCUCCAUCAACCCGGCCUCUCCAUACUCCUCCUCCAUCAACCCGGCCUCUCCAUCCUCUUCCAUACUCCUCCUCCAUCAACCCGGCCUCUCCACACUCCUCCUCCAUCAACCCGGCCUCUCCAUACUCCUCCUCCAUCAACCCGGCCUCUCCAUACUCCUCCUCCAUCAACCCGGCCUCUCCAUACUCCUCCUCCAUCAACCCGGCCUCUCCAUACUCCUCCUCCAUCAACCCGGCCUCUCCAUACUCCUCCAUCAACCCGGCCUCUCCAUACUCCUCCUCCAUCACCCCGGCCUCUCCAGCUGAGACAUCGACCAUACGUGGCCACACAGCCAGAAUAUUCUAGAAAUUAUUCCAUAUAGUCAAGCACCAAAGACCUAAUCACUAACCAAAUCAAUGGAAAUAUGCACAUCGCAAC